AUGCUUUCUGUACAUCGGUAUAUUACUUCUACUGUGACAAAAAGCGGUGGAAUUGAGUGGAAAACAAAAGAGAUGAAACUGAAUUUCAAUUUCUUAACGAACAUAUCUAUGUGGACAACAGCAUAUCCUACACUUUAA
This is a messenger RNA of Brugia malayi, 138 nucleotides long. RefSeq lists its product as uncharacterized. The transcript is spliced from 2 exons. The coding region runs from base 1 to 138 and encodes 45 amino acids. The record is from RefSeq and is a predicted model, not a curated record. Lineage: Eukaryota; Metazoa; Nematoda; Chromadorea; Rhabditida; Onchocercidae.